ACGCAGGACCCCGCACCCGAAGUGCGUAUAUAUGAGGUGACCCCGCGCGUCCCUGUUGCGCCUCAGUCGUCCCAACACUCAACCUAGGAAGAAGAAGAGGAGGGACGCUAAGUUGCAGCCACCAAAUCGGCGAUCCUGGGAGGGAAGAUGGCGUUCAGCAUCACCAGGAAAGAGAUCGAGGGGUUCUGGAGGAGGAAGGAGGAGGAGCGCCGCCUUGCCGCCGAGAAGGAGGCCGCCAGAGCCAAAGCCAAGACGCUCAAGAUGGAGGAUUAUAUGCUGUUCGAGCAAAUGAUAAGGGAGAUUCUCGAGGAGGGGAACGAAGGUGACAAGGGCAUCAACGACAACAGAAUGAUGGUGGCAGCUUCCAGCAGGGUCGCCGAAUUACGGAUUGGGAUCAAGCACUGGUGGAAGAAAAGCACCUAUGCUUAUCUGAAUGAGCCGGCAGUGACGGCAUCGAUGGAUGACAAGGGAAGAAACAGACGCGCCGUCACUUAUAUUCCGCAGGACAGAUGCCUCAAAGCCCGCUCGUCGAUUCCUGCUUCAUUUGUCAUCUUUUAGGUGCUCUGUAUUCAUUCAUGACGGAACAAGCUGAGGCAUAUCUAUAUGUAUAUAUGCAUCAGCUGUUGUGACAAGGACGGAAUAAUUUAUGUUGUGUAUAAGUUUGUCUGAAUGCUGUACUUAUAUCAAAUUAUUAAGUGGAAGACCGUGUUGCUUGGUGCAUUGCGUCAA
This is a messenger RNA of Triticum dicoccoides, 729 nucleotides long. RefSeq lists its product as uncharacterized. The transcript has 3 exons. NCBI's taxonomy places the organism in Eukaryota, Viridiplantae, Streptophyta, Magnoliopsida, Poales, Poaceae. The coding region runs from base 148 to 558 and encodes 136 amino acids. The record is from RefSeq and is a predicted model, not a curated record.